GUAUCACAUCUACAACGUCAACGAGAAGAAUCCCGGGUUCGACGAAUUUCGAGCUUGUUUCUACUCAGCACAAAUCAUCUGUGGCCUCGAACACCUACACCAGAAUCGGAUCAUCUACCGGGACCUGAAGCCAGAGAAUGUUCUGCUGGAUGAUGAUGGUCACGUGAGAAUAUCUGAUCUGGGACUGGCAACUGUGCUGAAGGAAGGCUGCAAUCAGACCAAGGGUUAUGCAGGUACACCAGGAUUCAUGGCACCCGAAAUGCUUAAAGGCGAAUCAUAUGACUUCUCCGUGGAUUACUUCACACUGGGCGUUACUCUGUACGAGAUGAUCACGGCCAAGGGGGCUUUCCGAAUGCGUGGAGAGAAGGUGGAUAACAAUGAAGUUAGCAGACGGAUCCUGAAUGACCCGGUGCAGUACCCGCAGACCUUCAGCGAGCAUUGCAAGACUCUGUGCGAGGCCUUGAUGGCCAAAGACGCUGCACAACGCCUCGGCUUUAAAGAUGGAAGCUGCUCGGAGGUGAAGAGCCAUCCGUUCUUUAAGAACCUCAACUGGGGGAGGCUGGAAGCUGGUCUUGUGGACGCACCGUUUGUCCCAAAUCCGAACAUCGUCUAUGCCAAGGACAUAGGUGACGUGGGUGCCUUCUCAACCAUCAAGGGCAUCGUAUUCACCAACAGCGAUCAGGAAUUUUAUCAGGAGUUCGCCUCUGGCAAAAUGCCCAUCCCAUGGCAAGAGGAGAUGAUAGAAACCGGCGUCUUCGAUGAGCUGAAUUCCUCGGGAGACAAAGGGUCAAUGCCGAGCGAUAAUGAGGAUGGGGUGCAGAGCAAGUCUGGGACCUGUGUCCUUCUCUGAGGCUCAGUU
Messenger RNA from Carcharodon carcharias (great white shark), 859 nucleotides. Its product is annotated as rhodopsin kinase GRK1-like. Lineage: Eukaryota; Metazoa; Chordata; Chondrichthyes; Lamniformes; Lamnidae. The record is from RefSeq and is a predicted model, not a curated record. The transcript has 5 exons. The annotation marks the transcript as partial. Gene Ontology annotation, biological process: regulation of signal transduction; signal transduction; protein phosphorylation. Gene Ontology annotation, cellular component: cytoplasm. Gene Ontology annotation, molecular function: G protein-coupled receptor kinase activity; ATP binding.